Messenger RNA from Rhineura floridana, 4729 nucleotides. RefSeq lists its product as uncharacterized. The record is from RefSeq and is a predicted model, not a curated record. The coding region runs from base 3627 to 4655 and encodes 342 amino acids. The transcript has 4 exons. Lineage: Eukaryota; Metazoa; Chordata; Lepidosauria; Squamata; Rhineuridae. Gene Ontology annotation, molecular function: DNA binding.
CUACAAUAGAGAGAGCUAAGUAAUCUGUUGCUCCCUCAUGACUGGGGAAGAUGUAGCACUUGUAUAAAUUGUUGUAUAGAAUUUGAAUAUUCUUUUAGUGAAUGUGAAAUGCAAACUACAGUCAGUCAGAUUAGCACAUUUAGCAGUAGUCUUUUUAAACUGUCUAUAAUUUUAGAAAUAUUUGAUGCUUUUUCCACAAUGUUUACAGCAUAAUGUAUUUUAGAAAAAAUUGAUAAAGGGAAACUUCUUAUAACUGGAGAAUCCAAAUGGAAAAAUGGAAAUGGACCGCCUUCAAGUCAAUCCCGACUUAUGGCGACCCUAUGAAUAGGGUUUUCAUGGUAAACGGUAUUAGAGGUGGCUUACCAUUGCCUUCCUCCGAGGCUGAGAGGCAGUGACUGGCCCAAGGUGACCCUGUGAGCUUCAUGCCUGUGUGGGGGACUGAACCCUGGUCUCCCAGGUUGUAGUCCAACACUCUAACCGUUAUGCCACACUGGCUCUCUAGGCCAAAACAUAUAUUUUUUCUCUGCUUUACAUGAGUUUGAAUACUCCGUUACUACUGAGACCCUACAUUGAUUAGAUCAUCACAUAAUUAUGACACAUUUGGGUUGAUAAACUAUUUAACAAAGCAUUUAGAUUCUGAAUGGGGCAACAUAAGCACCUGUCACAUCAGAUAUAUUGCAUUAUUCACAGUCCUGCUCCAGUUUGCAGCUUUCAUGGUAUUUUGUGUAGUUUAGCCCAUUAGUCUUCAACUUUUACAGAGCUUGGGCCCUUUAGCCCAAACAUGCAUUUGGGGACCCACUUCUUAAUCUUUUACCAUAGAUUGAAGUGGUUUUACUGCUGCAGUUGUGACCCACAUUAAUUCAGACUGCAACCCAGUAGUGGGUCCUGACCUUUCAACUGAAGACCAAUGAUUUAGGCCUAAAUAUCAAACCCAUAGAGUUCUUGAUUUUAUUUUUGUAACCUAUGAAACUUUUGCCAAAUUCCUGUAGAUGGCAGCAUUGCUAAAGAUACUUGAUCAGUCUCUCAAGCUCUGUUUGGCUCAUUCUUGUUUCCUGACCUGAUGGCCAGUUUUUUUUAAAUUGCCUACUAUCCUAGUCUUUAAGUAGGUUGAAGUCAUGCUUGCAAAUACUGCUUUCUUAUUGUCAUAUUUCCAAAACGUCCAGUUGACACUAAGGACUGCCUCAUACCUUCUACUUUCACAGAAAAUGCUGUAUUUUGUAACUUGCUGUUAUCAUGGAAGGGCUUCGGCGCUCUUUCUUUUCAGCAAAUAUCACAAUUCUUGACUUGAACUUAUUCUUGUGUGUGCCAGGGUUGCUACUAACCCUCGCUGGACUGUUUGUAUUUCUACAAGAUAGGAUGUGCAUUUGUAGUCAUUGCAGAAUAUUCUCAGGGCAGACUUCUAACCUCUAGGCCGUCUCCAUAUGAACUCCUCUUAAAUCGGUAAAGUAGAGCAUGUUUAGACCGAUGUGAUUUUAAAGUUGCUUUGUCACAUCAGGCCCAGGCCCAUAACAUGAAAAAGGUGUAUUAGUGAUAACUGUGAUGCAGGCAUCAAGGAACAGGCAAUUUUAGAAAAACAAAGUGAUUAAAAAUAGGACUGCCUUUUACAGCCUAGCAUUACAAGGCUGAUGUGUAGGCAGGGCUGGCCCCAGGCCUGUGAUGCCAUAGUUCAACACCCCUCAUACAGGUGGCACAGGGCUAAUAAGCCCACCCUCAUGCCCCAUCUACCCCUCAUGCUGUGUGAAUGAUGCCUGCCAUCAACCAAGAUAGCGGAGGGGGCAUCAGCCCCUUAGGGAAGACCCCGCCCACAUCUUGGAUGAUGGCAGGCAUGUGCUCCUGGCAUACACUCUGAUGGGAGAGGUUGAUUGGGCAUGCGGGCAGGCUUAUUGAAGCCCGCACUGGGGCGUGUCUGGGAGCUCCCUUUCCACGAUCUGCGGCAGGGUCCGGUUGCAAGACCGAACGCUGCUGGAGGUCACAGAAGGGGAGCGCCAACUUCCCAUCCUAAGGAGGAGCCCCUCUGGGUCGCCAGCCCUGUGUGUAAGACAGUGUUUAAGUUAAAAAAUCAACUCAAAUGAUAGUGUGAGAACACUGAAUAGAGUCUUCCUGGAUGAGAUAGGUCUGACUGCUUCUUUAUUGGCAAAAGCUGCUUUUACAAAAGAGUUGUUAGGGGAGGCAGAAUUAGGCCUUGAAACUACCUAUUGAGCUUCCUGGCAGAUUGUGCCUUGCUUUGUUGGCUAAGUUAUGGUCAGUUAAUGUAAACAGGAUUUCCACCAUCUGGUGAAUAGUAAAAGUUUCCUGUGAAGCUAAACAUCAAUUAAUACAUUAAUAAUGAACAAACAAGACAGUGCCCUCCAUUUUCUAUAAAAUUAAAAGUUUAAAAGUAGUCAGUUUGAAGAAAUAGCUGAGUUAUUAAGACAAGGGCAAGUGCUAUAGUAGGAGUUUGUGAAUUAACCCCAGACUGUAGCAGCAGCAUCUAUGAUACUAUGUGACUCUUACCUGAAAUAGUAAAAAUAACUGAUUGUUCUAUAUUAAAAAUAACAUUAGAAUUUGGGGCUGAGCAAGAUACUAUGAUUAUGGCCUUGCUUGAAUUCUCUAUUGUGGAAGGAUGAAAAAUUGAUGUUUCAGUCCAUCAUAGCAGGGCCACCAUAAGUUGUGGCUGCUUUGACAUCUUGAGAAGCAUGAGCAGACAUUUCAAAACUGUUAAACGCUUGGUAACUAGGACCUGAGAGACCAGGGUCCAAAUUCCCACUUGGGCACAAAGUUCCCUGAGUGACCUUGGACCAGUCACUGUCUCUCAGCGUUUACCUAUCUCACAGGGUGGUUGUGAGGAUAAAAUGGGGUGGUGGAGAAUCAUGUACACCACCAGGAGUUCCUUGGAGGAAAGGUGGGAUAUAAAUUAGUUGCUUUUACUUUUGUUCCUAACUGGAGGAGGAAGGUGGAGGUAUAAAAUGUCUUUAAUAAAUACAAAUAUUUUAUCCUAAGAAAUAAAAAAGUAUUAAUGAGCAUUGUUAGUAUAGGCUUUAUGUAGCCCUUUAGAUGUUGUUAGACUUCAACUCUCAUAAGUUAUAGCGUAGCCAGCAUGGCUAUAGUCGGGGAUGAUGGCAGUUGUAGGUGAACAAGAUUGGGAGGGCCACCAGUCCUCUCCCUGGUUUAUGUCCUCUCCUUAUGUGCUCAUUGAUAGUAGUUUUUGCAAUAGGAUAUUGGAUGAAAAUGAAUGUUCUCAUAACUCCUAUUACUCAAGUUUUCCUACAUGCAGUGUGAAUACAUUCUGUGAAGAAAUGCAGAGCUUGGAAGUAAUUCGUUAUUUUUAACGAGUUACUUUUAAUUCGUUACAAUUUUAAAUAACGAGUGGGUAAUUCCAUUACAUUUGGCAAGUAACGGAACGAAUAGUAAUUUCCCUACUUUUCAGCUUCAACUUUAACGUUUCCAUGUUAGGUUGGACGUUACUUGGGGGCGGGAACAAGGGGAAGUCAGCUACUGGCUGUGAUUGGUUAACACAAGACAUGUGCCUCACACUGAUUGGACCUCUGCGCAGACUGUCUCUUCCCUCGUGAUCUGUGUUAGGAGGCACGAGGGAAGAGAUGAAUAGGCAGGGGAAGCCUGCUAGCGUCUGACUCUGAGAGGAAAAAAUGGACGCCGGAGGAAAAAGCCAGGGCACGGACAACAACGGAGGAGAAGGCUGCAGCAGAAUGGUGAAGAGCUGUGGAGAGACGCCUGUUGCAGGUUUUGCUGCUGAGAGCAGCAGUCAGUUAGUGCGGCCACUUGCGUCACAGCUUGUUGAUCCUGAGGAGGCAAAACUAGAAAGUGAGGUUCAGAAAGGAGGCCCUGUGCACGAGGAGGAGGGCAUGAAGCAGUGCCAGUUGCCCACAGCCACAUCUGCAGAACAGCAAGUACCAUGGUUUGGCUUUGAGAAAGCUUGUACAUUUGUGAGCCAGAGUGGGAAAAAUGUUGUUGUACGAUGCAAUUACUGCCUUCCAAGGAUCAAAAAUCUGAGAUCAGCUGUUUCCUCCUCAUCCAAUGUGAAGAAACAUUUUGAGAGGGCACACCCUGAGAAGCUGAGAGCAAUUGAAGAAGCAAUAAAGGCAAGGAGACGUGGCCUUCCUGAACCAAUGCGUGACACCCCUCCUCCCAAAAUGCUGAAGCAGCAGCAGACAACCCUUGAGAGGUGGGGAUCUGGCAGGGAUCUGCUUCUUCUGGCAGCCUGCGUACACCCUCGCUUCAAACUAGAUCGGCUGGAAUCGUGUCAGGCCACCACCCAUACCAACAAAUACACAAUGGAACCCUUGUUGAAAGCUGAAAUAAAGAUGGGUGUACUUAAUGAGGACGGUGAUCAGUCUUCAGAUAAAGACCAGGAAGGAGAUGACUUAGAAGAUGACUUCUUUAACUUUCUGCCCCAGGGCAAGAAGUCAGCAGUGGACACUGCUAAGGAGGAACUGGUGAGGUACCUGAGGUCUCCCAGCAGGGAAGUGUCAUCACUCCAUGGCUUUCCACGUGUGCUGCGGUGUUUUUUGCAGCACAACACAGGCAUGCCUUCAAGCGCCGCAGUAGAAUGCCUGUUCAGUACUGGUGGCAACGUAAUGACUGUAAAAAGACAUUCCUUGUCUGACAUGCUCUUUGAGCAUCUUGUUCUUUUGAGACAUAACAGAAACAUAUUAUAAAAGCAUUUCAAGUGUAAAAUUUGAUUUCAAGAGUUGGGGUAUCUUCAUUGCUUGGGGGGAUGUGAGAUUCUGUU